AUGUUUCACCCCCCAGGAUUCCUCACUUCACUGAAAAAGUCCGUCACCUUGUUCGUUGCUUCAGCUGUUGCUGAACCUUACUACUACUACAAACGUGAUGCCGAAGCAUCUCCCUACUACUACUACAAACGCAACGCCCAAGAAGAGAAGCGUGAUGCCCAGCCAUACUAUUACUAUAAACGCCAAGAAGAAAAACGUAACGCCCAAGAGGAGAAGCGUGACGCCGAACCAUAUUAUUACUACAAACGCCAAGAAGAGAAGCGUGACGCCCAAGGCUCCUUCAUCCAAGAGGAGAAGCGUGAUGCCGAACCAUAUUAUUACUACAAACGCCAAGAAGAGAAGCAAGAGGAACGUGAUGCCGAACCAUACUACUACUACAAGCGAGAAGCCCAAGAAGAGAAACGUGAUGCCGAAGCCACUCCCUACUACUACUACAAGC
This is a messenger RNA of Acaulospora morrowiae, 439 nucleotides long. The record is from the annotation of a GenBank genome assembly. Lineage: Eukaryota; Fungi; Glomeromycota; Glomeromycetes; Diversisporales; Acaulosporaceae.